This is a messenger RNA of Zingiber officinale, 732 nucleotides long. RefSeq lists its product as uncharacterized. Lineage: Eukaryota; Viridiplantae; Streptophyta; Magnoliopsida; Zingiberales; Zingiberaceae. The transcript is spliced from 3 exons. The record is from RefSeq and is a predicted model, not a curated record. Bases 1 to 732 code for a protein of 243 amino acids.
AUGCCUAAGUCAUCUCAUCAGGAACUCGACUACUUCAGCCACAAGUUAUGGCUAGUUGAAGGAACAACGGAGCAAAAUCGUAUCCAUGGAGAGCAGAUUCAACAACUAUUGCAAGCUAGGGAAGAGGAGAGCACACUUAGACGUCCUACAUUUAGUGUGCAACUGGUCUACAAGCAAUUUCGGGAGCUUGGACCGACGGAGUUUAAAGGCACCACAGAUCCGAUUGUUGCAGAAGGAUGGAUUCGAUCUCUGGAGAUGAUAUAUGACUUCAUGCAGCUUACAGAUGCGGACAAGGUCAGGUGCGUGAUAUUUAUGCUACGAGAUGAUGCACGAGUAUGGUGGGAAGGUGCAUGGUUGACAGUUAAUUUGGCUACAUUGACAUGGGCUGAUUUCAAGGAGGUAUUUUACGAGAAAUACUUCACUACUGACAACAGAACCCGGCUGGCAAGGGAGUUCUUUGAGCUUCACCAGGGAGAUUUGAUGGUGGCUGAGUAUGUCAAGAGGUUCGAGAGGGGACGCUACUUCGUACCCAUGAUUGCCAGCCAACCAGUUGAGGAGCUGAAGCACUUUACAGAAGGAUUGAGAGCUGCCAUUCUCCAUGACGUCAGACUAAGUCGGGUCACCACCUUCAGGGAGGCAGUUGGCCAGACACUGAUGUCUGAAAGGGACAGGAAUGACAUGAUCAAGGAAGCCCAGAACAAAAGAUUGAGUUAUCAGGGAAGGGAUCAAUAG